Messenger RNA from Chara braunii, 2494 nucleotides. The record is from the annotation of a GenBank genome assembly. Lineage: Eukaryota; Viridiplantae; Streptophyta; Charophyceae; Charales; Characeae.
CCCUUUGGACUAACCAAUGCGCCUGCCACGUUCCAGCGUUGUAUGAACGAUUUGUUUAGGUUGUGGUUAGACAGAUAUAUUAGUAUUCAGUAAGACCCUCCAAGAGCAUCAGGGUCAUUUGAGGCGGGUCUUGGAGAAGUUGAGAGAGGCUAACUUCAAGAUCAAUGCGAAGAAGUGCGAGUGGGCCAAGACACAUGUCUUGUACUUGGGCCACGUCCUUGACGGAGAUGGCAUUCAAGCUUGAGGACAGCAAGAUAGCAGCAAUUAGAGAUUGGCCGACGCCCCGCACGUUGACUGAGUUGCGGUCGUUCCUAGGCCUAGCUAACUACUAUAGGAAGUUCGUGAGGAACUUCUCGACUAUCGCCGCUCCCCUUCGCAGGUUGCUCAAGAAAGAGGCAAUCUGGCAGUGGGAUAAAGACUGUACGUCUGCGCUAAAGAAAUUAAAGUGCGCGUUAAUAGAGUAUCCUGUCCUCAAAGUAGCAGAUCCGUCUUUGCCAUUUGUCGUCACCACGGACGCGAGUCAGUAUGGUAUAGGUGCCGUAUUACAGCAAGACGACGACAAUGGCUACAGACCCGUAGAGUUCAUGUCAGAGAGAAUGCCCUCAAAAAAAGGUAGCUACCUCGACGUACGAGAGAGAACUCUACGCUCUCAGGCAGGCCUUAGAGCACUGGAAGCAUUACCUGCUUGGGAGGCACUUCAAGGUGUAUUCAGACCACGAGACUCUUAUUGGUUGAAGACACAGGCCAAUAUGACACCUAAGUUGACUAGGUGGGCCGCUGAGAUAGACCAGUACGACUUCGAGCUCAAGCUUGUUAAGGGCAAGUACAAUGUAGUUGCGGAUGCUCUAAGUAGGAGAUCAGACUACUUUGGAGCCAUAGUUCACUAUCUGGAUAUAGGGAGUGACCUGCAGGAGAGAGUAAGACAGGUGUAUGCGCAUGAUCCUAUUUAUAGUGACCUCCUCAAGAGAGUUAAGGAGGCCCCAGAGACCGAACCACAUUACCGCAUUACGGAAGGAUUACUGUUCAAUAAGACCGAUGUAGUAGACCGUCUGUGCGUUCCUAACAGCGAGGAGAUCCGUAGUUUGAUCCUAGGGGAAUGCCACGACACACAGGGACAUUUCGGUUGGCAAGAGACUCUAGCCAAUCUGAUGCAUGCGUACAUUUGGCCAGGAAUGAAAGUUGACUGCAUAGAGUACGGAUGUGCUGAAGACGAAGCUGGGGCAAUGGCGUCGCAGCAGGAGGAUAUCCACAGCCUCGACGAUGCAUUAGCUCAAGUCAGCAGCUGCCUCCAGCAGCUGGAGCAACGACCCGUCGCCGCCCCCGAUGCCAGCUCCUCCAACACCUCCGAUCGCCUUGAGGCAUUGGAGAUUGACGUCGGAUCCCUCAAGGACGGCGUGCUGUUACAGCAAACCGCAACACAACAGUUGGAGCAGCGGAUCUGUACUGCCGCCACCCACUCGAGCUUGGAACCACGCGAGACAACUCCAAAGUUUGAUGGGCAGGAGAUCUUCUGCGACUUGACGAAGACGGACCUGAUUCCAUGGUUCCGCAAGUUCGAGCUCAAGUUGAAGCUCCACCACGUCAGCGAACACAAGCAUCACGCGUACUUAUACUCCCGGUCGGGAGGCGCGUGCCAAGCAUGGUUGGACAAUCUCUUGUCCAAGGACGGAGUGGUGGCUGCCGACUUGCACACCAAGAUCAGUUGGGAUGAUCUAAAGGUGGCGUGGCAUAAGCGGUUCCAAGUAGAGCCACCGGAGAUCAAGGCAAUGGACAAGCUGAUGACCUUCGAACAAGGCACGCUGUCGAGUGUUGACUGGAUUGCCAAGUGCCAACGCUUGACAUCCGUCCCUGACAUUCAAAUGGGCUUCAAGGCCGUCAAACACUACAUCUCGAGGUCGUGUCCGACAUUGGGCAAUGCCUUGACUCACGUCGAGGACACCUUGACGACAACGGCGGAGCUCUUCGACAAGGCCGCACAGAUCAUUGUCACGAACAAGGAGGCCAAGAACCUCCACCGUUCGUCUGCGACAAGCCUGAGCAGAGAUCAGCAUCGACCGAAAGUGGCCGUGGUCGCGGCGGCAACGCCAACCGACCAAUUUAGCGAGGCCGUGUCUGCCAAUGACGCCGCGACCAAUUUAGCGAGGCCGUGUCUGCCAAUGAAGGGGACAGACUCGCAGCCGCCCGGGAUGGUGGCCGCCCCGGCAAAGGCCGAGGACGCGGCAAGACGAAGACAAACACCGCAUCUAGCCCCGGGCCCGGCGCAGCAGCUCCAGCCCCAUGGUCCCACUAUGGUCUCUCCGAACUGGUGUACAAGGCGCGCACGAGAUUUCGCUCUUGUCUAUGGUGUAACAACGAUCUCCACGACACAGUGGGCUGCCCAUCGAGAGGCAAAGGCAAAUCGGGAAACUGAGCACCGCCGGAAGUGACUCCACGACACUCUCGACGCCUUCGGAACCAGUCGCUUCGUGGGUGACUCCACGACACUCACGACCGG